AUGGAUAUUUUUCCUCGUCCGAGCAGCGAGAUUCAGAGAAGGAACCCGCAGCACGACUUUGAGCUCAUUCAGAGAGUGGGAAGUGGCACAUAUGGAGACGUGUACAAGGCCCGAAACAUCCAAACAGGAGAGCUGGCUGCAGUGAAGAUCAUAAAGCUGGAGCCAGGGGACGACUUUUCCAUCAUUCAGCAGGAAAUCUUCAUGGUGAAAGAAUGCAUGCACCACAACAUCGUGGCCUACUUUGGGAGCUACCUCUGUCGGGAGAAGUUGUGGAUCUGUAUGGAGUACUGUGGGGGAGGAUCUCUACAAGACAUUUAUCAUGUGACUGGACCUCUGUCAGAGCUUCAAAUCGCGUAUGUUUCUCGGGAGACGAUACAGGGUUUGGGAUAUCUGCACACUAAAGGAAAGAUGCAUCGAGACAUUAAGGGAGCUAACAUACUUUUGACAGACAACGGGGAUGUCAAGUUGGCUGACUUUGGAGUUGCUGCUAAAAUCACAGCCACCAUUGCCAAAAGAAAGUCCUUUAUUGGAACGCCGUACUGGAUGGCUCCUGAAGUGGCUGCGGUGGAGAAGAACGGCGGUUAUAAUCAGCUGUGUGACAUCUGGGCCGUGGGGAUCACAGCCAUAGAACUGGCAGAGCUCCAGCCGCCCAUGUUCGACCUGCAUCCAAUGAGGGCCUUGUUUUUGAUGUCCAAGAGCAGCUUCCAACCUCCGAAGCUAAAAGACAAAAACAAAUGGUCGGCCUCGUUCCAUAACUUCGUCAAAGUUUCUCUCACCAAGAAUCCCAAGAAGAGGCCCACAGCGGAGAAACUGCUCUCACAUGUGUUUGUGGCUCAGACCGGUUUGACCCGGAGACUCGCCGUGGACCUUUUGGAUAAAAUGAACAACCCAGAGAACCACCAGCCAUUCGGAGAAGUGGACGACGACGAUCUGGAGCCGAUCGCGGUCAGACACACCAUCAAAUCCAGCAAAAAACAGGGCCGGUCCGAGAGGACGCCUUCGGAAAUGGACUCUCACAAUGGAAUAGACGACCAAGUCUUUUGUUCGAGCCCAAAAUCUUCUCAGAGACGACGAGAGAGAGUCGAAAAGCUGGAGUUCCAGCCGCCGAUUCGCAAAGAGACAGAGGCCCAUUCUGAGAUGGAUGUAAACAAAGAGAAUGACUUUUCUUCGGCCUGGAGUCCUUUUGCAGACGGCGGCAUCACAUCCAGCGGGCAUGUGGCUCCGUUGGAAGAUGCAUUUGAAGACGUCGAGAUAUCGACUCUCAAACCUGGAGUUCCCCCGCCCCUCCCCCCAAAGCCUCGGUUGAGUUCCUCGGACGACAUCGGUCUAAACGACGAGCGCUCUUUGACGGUGAAGAGGUUCCCGAACUCUGAGAACGGUCCGGUCCCAGCGGCUCGAAGGCAGUCCACUCCAGGACAGGGAAGCAAACCAGAGACCAACCAGGACUAUCUGUCUGUGAGCGUCAGCAGCCCUGGAAUUCUGACCCACUCCUCUGACCCUGAUAACGACAGUGACGACACAGUGGACGGCGACGAACCCAAACCUGCGCAAAAUCGGCAGCACCGCAGAGAGAAGAGGGACUUCCCUAAAUCUGCUAUCAACGGCCUGCCUCCCACUCCCAAAGUCCUGAUGGGAGCAUGUUUCUCAAAAGUAUUCGAUGGGUGUCCACUCAAGAUCAACUGUGCCACAUCAUGGAUUCACCCAGACACAAAAGAUCAAUAUCUUAUUUUUGGGACAGAGGACGGCAUCUAUACUUUGAAUCUGAAUGAGCUGCAUGAAGCCACAAUGGAGCAGCUGUUUCCGCGGCGAUGCACAUGGCUGUAUAUCAUCAACAACAACCUCAUGUCUCUAUCAGGUAAAACGUUCCAGCUUUAUUCCCAUAAUCUCAUCGGUUUGUUCGAGCAGCUGAAGAAACCGGGACUCGCUGCUCAGUUUCAGACCCACCGCUUCCCCGACAAAAUCCUUCCCAGGAGAUUUGCCUUGACGACGAAGAUCCCUGAUACUAAAGGGUGCCACAAGUGCUGCAUUGUGAGAAACCCGUACACAGGACACAAGUAUCUGUGUGGAGCUCUCCAGUCGGGGAUUGUUCUGCUGCAGUGGUACGAGCCCAUGCAGAGGUUCAUGCUCAUCAAGCACUUUGACUUCCCGCUGCCCAGUCCUCUGAAGGUGUUUGAGAUGCUGGUGGUUCCAGAGCAGGAGUACCCGCUGGUGUGCGUGGCCCUGUCCCGAGGCCUAGACCCGGGACAGCUGGUCCGCUUCGAGACCAUCAACCUCAACUCCUGCUCCUCCUGGUUCACAGAGACUGGAAUGAACAGUCAACAGGUCGACGCCAUUCACGUCACUCAGCUGGAGAGAGACACGGUCCUGGUGUGUUUGGACCAAAAUUUGAAGAUCGUGAAUCUUCAGGGGAGACUAAAGUCGAACAAAAAGCUGGCGUCCGAGCUCAGUUUCAACUUCUACAUCGGCUCCGUGGUGUGCCUUCAGGACAGUGUGCUGGCCUUCUGGAAGCACGGCAUGCAGGGGAAGAGCUUCAAGUCCAACGAGGUGACUCAGGAGAUCUCUGACCCCAGCAGAGUGUUCCGCCUCCUCGGCUCCGACAGAGUGGUGGUUCUGGAGAGCCGGCCCACGGACAACCCCACCGCCUUCAGUAACCUCUACAUUCUGGCUGGACACGAAAACAGCUACUGA
Molecule: messenger RNA, 2688 nt
Organism: Knipowitschia caucasica
Lineage: Eukaryota; Metazoa; Chordata; Actinopteri; Gobiiformes; Gobiidae
Source: the annotation of a GenBank genome assembly